Messenger RNA from Mytilinidion resinicola, 1499 nucleotides. RefSeq lists its product as uncharacterized. Gene Ontology annotation, biological process: proteasome-mediated ubiquitin-dependent protein catabolic process. The coding region runs from base 114 to 1271 and encodes 385 amino acids. The record is from RefSeq and is a predicted model, not a curated record. Lineage: Eukaryota; Fungi; Ascomycota; Dothideomycetes; Mytilinidiales; Mytilinidiaceae. The transcript is spliced from 2 exons. Gene Ontology annotation, molecular function: proteasome binding; endopeptidase inhibitor activity.
UUUCUGUCUCCACUGCUCAUCCAUAACACCCUCAACAUCGACCUGAACAUAUCUUCACACCGCUCGAUCCAUAGCCCCUACACCGUCAAUACUAGCAAGGGAAACCGGCCGCCAUGGUCCAGGAAAACACCACCGGCAACCCGCUUGCCGCCGGCUCGCUAGCCGUCUUCAUGGCCGCGAGUCUGCCUAAGGGCGCGUCACCGCCUCUGAAGAACCCCUGGGAUGCUAUCGCGCUCGCCGUGCAUGCCGGCAUGAUAGCUGUAGGCUUCAGGCUGAUCGGUCUCGGCGAGGAUCAUCGGAUAGACACCGCUUCAGAUGCCCAAGAUCCAGAGCCGCUUCCUUCGGAAUGGAACGCCACUUCCUCCUAUGCCUUCCGAUACAAGCACGCACAAUCCUCGAUGGAAUACCUUGUCAAAGUGAGCCGACUAGGCAGCAAAGCCGUCGUCCUGGCCAUGGCCAUCGGCGCAGAUAAGACAACUACCUUCGAGGUGACGGUGAAAGACUAUGUGUCCGAAUCGUCAAUCCCAUCCACAGCCUUUCCCUCAGACGCGUCCACGGAAAGCAUAUCACAAACCCUGCAAGACGUCUUCAUCUCCGUCGGCCGCCUCGGCGACCUUGGUGCCCUGCUUAAGAUCAGCGUAAUCCAAAAGCUAGCGCCAGGACUGAAUAAAGACGGAUACGAAGAAUACACAGAGGCCGCAUCUGCUUCGGGCAAUAACCAGCGCCGUUCGCCGCCUCCCCGCCAGCCCCAAGCGCCUCAAUACGACCCGCUUCGAGAUGACCCUCUCCAACCUCCUCCAGCACGACCAUAUCCUUUCAACGACCCUCUAGCCGUACCUCCGCGCCGCGGUCCACUUCCAGACCCAAUACCCGGCUUCGAGGAUGAGUAUGAAAUCAAUCGGCCAGCGCGCGGCUAUGGCGUCCCCGGCGGCCGCUUCCCCAAUCUUGGGGACAAUGACCUUUACCCACAAGGUUUAGGACCGAAUGACCCACUACGGCCGCACUUUGGCGGUGGGUUGCCACGACCGGGAGCUGGCGGCGGCGGAAUGCAUCCGACGUUCGAUGAUCCGAUGUUCGGGGGGAGGGGCGGUAUUGGAGGCGGAUAUGAUCCCAUGGCUCCGCCGGGCGCGCGGUAUGAUCCCACCGGCCCUGGAGGUGCGCCUCGAGAUGGAAGAGGCGGAAUGGGCGGGCCUCGAUUCCCUGGAGGAGGUGGAUUGGGAGGGAGACCGCCGAACCCAUUUGGCGGCUAUGGGGACGGAGACUUUAUAUAGGGGGACAAGACCGAAAGAUGAUAUGAAACAUGAAGUACGAUAACGAAGUCAUGACAUUGGUCAUGAGAAAACAGAAGAACUGGCCAUACAACCGGUAUUAACGGUCAAAAACUCCUAGAUAAAAUCUCGACAGUGAGGCCUUUGGCUAACUAGAUAUUUGCUAUUGCCGGAGGGUUUAUGUAUAAAAUCAAAUGUAACACAACCGAGCAUUGCUCCUCUGCUCCUAGG